Gilbertella persicaria is the source of this 1233-nucleotide messenger RNA. Its product is annotated as P-loop containing nucleoside triphosphate hydrolase protein. The record is from RefSeq and is a predicted model, not a curated record. NCBI's taxonomy places the organism in Eukaryota, Fungi, Mucoromycota, Mucoromycetes, Mucorales, Choanephoraceae. Gene Ontology annotation, molecular function: ATP hydrolysis activity; ATP binding. Bases 24 to 1145 code for a protein of 373 amino acids. The transcript is spliced from 6 exons. Gene Ontology annotation, cellular component: mitochondrial outer membrane.
UUUUUUUUUUUAAUUGUUGACAGAUGAUAAAAUCUUGGUUACAACGUCCAGAAACAAAGAAAUAUGCAGCAGAUGUGGCUGUAUUUGCCAUAUCUCAAGUUGCUUUUUAUUUUGCUUUCAAGUAUAUUGUUGGAUCAUUGGAUCCUAACAAGAGUAAACGACAAGAAGCAAAAGCAAAAAGCAACAAGGUUCUUGGUAAACUAGGUGCCAAAGAUCUGAAAUUGUCAGAAUAUGAACAAAUCAUUGCAGCAGAAGUGAUCCAUGCCGAUGAAAUCAGCGUCAACUUUAAACAAAUUGGUGGUUUGGAUCAUAUUAUUCAGGACUUGAGAGAAAGUGUGAUUUAUCCUCUCUGUUAUCCUCAAUUGUUUACUUCUGCCUCUGGUUUAUUAGGUGCACCUCGCGGCGUUUUGCUGUAUGGUCCACCUGGUUGUGGUAAGACCAUGUUGGCCAAAGCAUUGGCUAAAGAAAGUGGUGCUACCUUUAUCAAUAUCCAUGUCUCUACCUUAACUGACAAAUACUAUGGUGAAUCCAACAAGCUUGUAGCUGCUGUAUUCACCUUGGCUAGAAAACUGCAACCCUCGAUUGUGUUUAUUGAUGAAAUUGAUUCCUUUUUGCGUGAACGUAGAAGUACAGACCAUGAAACGACAGGCAUGAUGAAGGCUGAAUUCAUGAGUUUAUGGGAUGGUUUAACAACAGGGGAAGAUAGUCGUAUUGUUAUCUUGGGUGCUACCAAUCGUCCCAAUGAUAUUGAUUCUGCUAUUCUCAGAAGAAUGCCUAAACGAUUCUCUGUUCGUUUACCCAGUGAAUCUCAAAGAAAAAGUAUUCUUGAACUGUUGUUGAAGAACAUUGAAUUAGCACCUGAUUUCAACAUGACUGAAUUAGUACAGAGAACAGCAGGAUUAUCAGGAAGUGAUUUAAAAGAACUUUGUCGUAAUGCAGCCAUGAUACCAAUUCGUGAAUAUGUUCGUUCUGUUCAGCCUAUGCAUUCCAGUGAAGAUGCUUCUCAAGAUUUAGUCGAUGUUGACUUGACUAAAGUAAAUACGCGUCCUUUGACAGUCCUUGAUUUUUAUGCAUUUGAAGCCACCAAUGAAAAGACAUAUAGCUAUAUAGCGGAUGAGACACCUCAACAAGAAAACCUCGAUUAAGGGGGCCUAUUUUUAUUAUCAAUAAAUCACCGAUCCGUUUCCGGAAUUAUUCCCCGGAAAUUUAACAGGAGAAAAAAAAAAAAAAAAA